GCCGGGGCGGGUUGCAGUCGGAAGGAGCGUGGAGGAAAUCUGAUCGGCUGCCGGUGAGGGGGCAAAGAGCCGGGGUACGGGGCGAGGUAUAAUUAAUCAUGGGUUUACUAUCAAAUCUGGCUCGGGGUUUGGUGCGUGGAGCUGAUCGGACUGCAGAACUCACAAGCAAACGUGGACCCAGAAGUUUCUACAGAUCCCGGGGAACCAAGCCAACAGGAUUUAUAACAUCCAGCAAAAAGUUUGUAAAGAUACGACAAAUGGUACCAGAGUUGAUGGUUCCUAAUUUGGAAGGUUUCAAUCUAAAACCAUACGUGUCUUACAAAGCACCAACGGGAACAGAGCAACCCUUGACGGCCAAAAAGCUCUUCAUGGAAACUGCUGCUGUACAAAUAGAGAAAGAUUUUCAGGCGGGUACCUUUGACCAGAACAAUCUAGAAAAAUAUGGCUUUGAACCAUCACAAGAGGGCAAGCUGUUCCAGCUGUUUCCAAAAAAUUACGUACGGUAAUAAGAACUGGAUUUUCUGAGAUUAUGCCUUUUUAUUCAUGGACUGAAUGAAGAAAUAAAUGAGAAGUGGCUACCAUCAAUGGUGUAAUCAGUAAAGUUACAUUUAUGCCCUAAGUUGAUGAAUAAAUAUACUUGUUGCACUGAGAUGUCAACUACCUUUUGGUACCAAUAAUGGUAAAAACUAAUCAAAUUGUCUUUAAUGUAAUAUUUUCCUAUUAUUACUAAAAUAUUAGGAAAUACAAUGUAAAAAAGUUCUACCUGAACUGUAGAAGAACUAAUUGUGCCUUGCACAAUAUUGAAGAUAAUUAAUAUAAUGCAACAUUUUUGUACUAAAACUUUCAGAGGAAAGAUCCAAUAGUAAUUAAAGUUCCUGAAUCUCUUUACACUCGAGUGUUCUUGUAGUAUGUGUGCCUUUGUUAAAGCAUAGCUUGUGAGAAUUUAUUUAACAACAUUGUUGUCUCACUGGUUUCCAUCCAGUUGGGAAGGUAAACUAGUGAUCCAAGGUAUACUAUUUAUCAAGCAAUUUCCAUGUUCCCAAUUAAGUCCAGAGUUAUUGUAUUGCCUCUGGAGGGGCAGGCUUAAAUAUGAAAAAUCAGUUCUCAAAUGAUUUUUAUUAAUUUAGCUAAUGGUCAAUUUCUAUUCUGGUUCCAUCCACAAAUCUGAAC
This is a messenger RNA of Mobula hypostoma (lesser devil ray), 1170 nucleotides long. It is a transcript of the gene mrpl41, whose product is annotated as mitochondrial ribosomal protein L41. Gene Ontology annotation, molecular function: structural constituent of ribosome. The record is from RefSeq and is a predicted model, not a curated record. Gene Ontology annotation, cellular component: mitochondrial large ribosomal subunit. NCBI's taxonomy places the organism in Eukaryota, Metazoa, Chordata, Chondrichthyes, Myliobatiformes, Myliobatidae. The coding region runs from base 99 to 506 and encodes 135 amino acids. The transcript is spliced from 2 exons. Gene Ontology annotation, biological process: translation.